AUGUCACAACUGACAGGCGACCCGAAACAACAUGACCUGUCUUCCUUCAAGGACUCCAUGACAGGAAGCUGUCUAUGCGGCAGCAUCACAGUAACAAUCCACGACAACCUGUUCACAAAACCACGCGGCCACCUCUGUCAUUGCGAAAACUGUCGGAAAACGAGCGGCUCCAUUGCAGCUACGAAUCUUACCAUUGAAGAAGAAAAAGUGGAUGUCGAAGAUGAAGAUGGCACUUUGAAGCUGUAUGAGGACAGAGCUACCAGUAGCGGUAACGCGAUACAUCGGUGGUUUUGCGCCGUGGAUGGAAAUCCAAUCUAUUCAAAGGUCGAUGCGAUGCCUCGCCAAAUCACCGUGUCGAUGGGCAUGAUGCCUGUGAUUCCAACGCCCCAAGCGGAAGGCUUCGCCGCACAUAAGCAUACUUGGCUCAAAAGUCCCGAUAGCGUGCAAUCGUAUAAGGGUCUUCGUACUGGAGAGUUGAUGGAUGAGUAG
Aureobasidium musti is the source of this 489-nucleotide messenger RNA. Lineage: Eukaryota; Fungi; Ascomycota; Dothideomycetes; Dothideales; Saccotheciaceae. The record is from the annotation of a GenBank genome assembly.